GGGCGAGGCCAGGGAGGGGCCUGGAGGCCGGCGGUCUCGGCCUCGGUGGGAGACCGGGUGGGAGGAGCGGCGGUGACGUGCAGGUAACUGCGCCCCGGCCGGGCGUGCAGUGCCCCCGGCCCGCGCCCCCUUCUGUUGCUUCACCGCGCGCACGUGGCAAAUACGGGCGUGGCGUUCUCCUGUCCUCUCCCUGCGGUGUCAGGUCUCCGCGUGAGUCUCUCGCGUCCUAUCCUGGCCAGGUCGGGCCGCUCCGGGGGCUGCAGGGUCCGUGGGAACCCGGUGGGCAGAGGCGAUCUGCCCCGGGCCCGGCAGCACCUGCUUGCUGCAGACACAGACCGUGAGCUCGAGGACUCUGGUGUCCUGUUUCCCUUGACCUUGAGGACCUGGGAAGGUCACAUACGCCAUGGCUAUGACUAGUGUCCGAUUGCCCAGCAGCGUUUUAAGAAAGCCAGAGGCCUGGAUCGGACUCUGUGGAGCGCUACGAGGGACACCUUCACACAAGCGCUGUGCAUCCUUGAACCGAUACAUCUGUUUUUCUAGUACCAAGUUAAAUGCAUCAAAUUAUAAAACUCUUUUCUAUAACAUUUUCUCACUGAGAUUCCCAGGGCUUUUAAUAUCUCCAGAAUAUAUUUUCCCAUUUUCAACAAGACUCAAAAGUAAUAUAAACUCUAAAAAGUCUGCUGAAAAGGCUCUGCAAAAAGUAGAAGAUGAAGGGGACUCUGAUGAAGGGAGUGAUCAUAACGAGAUGAGUGAGCAGGAGGAGGAGCUGGAGGACGAUCCCAGCGUAGUGAAAGACUACAAAGACCUGGACAAAGUAGUGCAGUCUUUUCGGUAUGAUGUCAUCCUGAAGACAGGCCUAGAUGUUGGAAGAAACAAAGUGGAAGAUGCAUUCUACAAAGGCGAACUCAGGCUGAAUGGGGAAAAAUUGUGGAAGAAAAGCAGAACGGUAAAAGUGGGAGAUACAUUGGAUCUUCUCAUUGAAGAUGAUAAAGCAGCAGAAACAGAGACAGUGAUGCGGAUUCUCCUGAAGAAAGUGCUUGAAGAGAAGACUGACAGUGAGAAAUACAGAGUGGUGUUACGGCGGUGGAAAAAGUUAAAACUGCCUAAAAAGAGUAUGCCCAAAUAAAUGGAUUGCUUUUUAAAAGUGAUAAAGCUGCUUUCUAGUGGUGGGGAAGGGCCCAGAUUAAAAAGAGGACUUGUUCAUUAAAGUUCACCUAUGAUUUGUGGA
Sus scrofa (pig) is the source of this 1228-nucleotide messenger RNA. It is a transcript of the gene MTRES1, whose product is annotated as mitochondrial transcription rescue factor 1. The record is from RefSeq and is a predicted model, not a curated record. NCBI's taxonomy places the organism in Eukaryota, Metazoa, Chordata, Mammalia, Artiodactyla, Suidae. Gene Ontology annotation, biological process: regulation of mitochondrial transcription. Gene Ontology annotation, molecular function: RNA binding. Gene Ontology annotation, cellular component: mitochondrion.